Tribolium castaneum (red flour beetle) is the source of this 1535-nucleotide messenger RNA. RefSeq lists its product as uncharacterized. The transcript is spliced from 4 exons. The coding region runs from base 257 to 1075 and encodes 272 amino acids. Lineage: Eukaryota; Metazoa; Arthropoda; Insecta; Coleoptera; Tenebrionidae. The record is from RefSeq and is a predicted model, not a curated record.
AUUGUUGCGCCUUUCUGGAGAUUAGAACAGGAAGCAGCGUUUGCCCCAAUUAAAAUUUGAUUAGGCUUAUGGUUGUGGCGGGCAGUUUGGUGGAAUUUGGCUUUUGGCGAUUGUCAGUCCGGGGGUUUGCACUAUUUGUUGGCAGGAGUGAUCAAUGACAGCGGAGAACCACAACAACGAGAAGUUUUAUCAAAAAAUUUCGUUAUCAAAUGUUUGACAGGUGUAUCGAAUAACAGUUUCUAAUGCGGAUCAAGUCAUGACAUUGUCGUAUUGGUGGAUGCAUUGGUUUUGGAUCACCUUUCGGAUAUUUGUUGGUGUGUCUGAGGAAAUCGCUUUAACACAUUCCAUCACCCCCUCAGUCACAAUCGCAAAUCCCAGCGUCACAGAUUUGGUUCAACGCCGCACUGGCAAGGCGAUCGGAAUUUCAAAUUCAACUCCGCCCAUCAACAACAACAAUCCUUCCAGUAAUUCUUCAAUGCAGGCGAACAUUUCAGCAUCAAAAAGCCAGAAGCCUUCUUCCUUAAAGAAGCUCGACUUCAUGUAUUCCAACAUGACUAGGCAGAACGCAACCAAUAAGUUUUAUUUUCCAAGCAAAGAAACGACUGUGAUAAAUCAGAAUACAACUGCUGAUAUCAGUUUGAAUGUUACUGAUAACCAAAUGCUAAUUAAUUCAAGUUUUAGCGCAAUAAAUCAUACUGAUAGUUUCAAUUACAUUAACGAUACAAAUUACAACCAAAGUCUUCUGCUAACCUCGGAGAAAAUCAUCGAAAGGGAUGAGGACGCUGCCACUGGGAACCUAUCAGCAGCUGGGAUCACGGGGAUUACGCUAGGUUGUGUUGUUAUUGUCGGGAUUAUUUGCGGGGUUAGCUACUUCCUCUACCGCAAUAGGGGGUUCAACCGACCUCAAGUACUUAACGAUCGCUGCAGCAAUCCGGAUUCAAGUGGAUACAUCGAUGAUGCUUCAGAUAAUUCGGAAGAAAUGUACAGCCUGGACAACGACUCGUUUCUCAAUAGUCUAGAGGCCAUGACCAUCCAGAACUAUUGGACAGACACCGUCAAACAUACAAAGUUGUAACAGUCCCUUUAAGUUUGUAAAUAAAAUGACUUAAGUAUUUUAGAAUCUGUGAUGCAUAUCAAUAGGCUCUCGAUAAACUUUUAGUUUCAAAUAUUUUUCUAAAAGUCGGAAAUCAAUUGUGAUUUUUUGAUAUGUUGUUGUUAUUUAUGGUCUUAAUUUUAGAAAAGUACAAAUGCAUUUUAGUUUUGUAUAUAUGUUUGUAAAUUUCGUGUUUGUUGUUUUUAUACUUCCUUCGACAUAAUCUCACAUGUUAACUAAUAAGAUGUAGGUAGUGUAAAGUUAAUAUGCGAAAUAGUUAAACUAAUAAGACACAAUCAGAACUAUUUGUAAAAAUUUCAUGUGCAAUAAUAUAUUUUCUUCCCAAAGUUAGCGGAAAUUUUAUUAAAGAAUAGUUUUAUAACUCACCUAACUGGAAGUGUCAGAAGUUGUAAGUACUGUAAUAAAAUGGAUAUACUUAAAA